Argiope bruennichi is the source of this 4504-nucleotide messenger RNA. RefSeq lists its product as uncharacterized. The coding region runs from base 124 to 1950 and encodes 608 amino acids. The record is from RefSeq and is a predicted model, not a curated record. The transcript is spliced from 16 exons. NCBI's taxonomy places the organism in Eukaryota, Metazoa, Arthropoda, Arachnida, Araneae, Araneidae.
GUCUCACAAAGAAGCGCACUGACGCUUUUGGUUUCGGAGUCGUUUAUUGACUGUCAUUUAUAUCUUAGCUGUCAGAAUAAUUUAUUUCUGAGUUUAUAUUGCCAAUUUAUUGAAUUAAAUGCAAUGAAGAGAUCUUUAUACAAGCGUUCGAGAAUGAUUUUCGAUGUUAAUCGCAUUCCUCCUAGAAGAGUGAGAGAAGAAAUAUUUGCAGAACUUUAUAUGAUAACUUAUGGUACAAUACCAAAUUCUGCAUCUCUUGAUGAAGUGGUCCUCCCUAAACCUGGAGCUGCAAUGAAACCUACUAAAAGGUCCUUAGAACCUUGUGCAACAAGUACUGGAGUUUCAGAACCAGUACAGAAGGCAUUAUGUGAUCCAAUUAUUGAAACUUCUGCAGAAACUUGCAAAACAGUUGAUAAGUCAAAGGCCAUUCCAGAGUCAACCACAGCAAAGAAAGGAAAGGCUAGGGAGAAUAGCCGAAAUUGGUAUCCAUUCAAAGAGAAUUACACUUCAUCGGCAAUGAAACCUACUAAAAGAUCCUUAGAAUCUUGUGCAACAAGUACUGAAGUUCCAGAAACAGUACAAAAGGGGUUACGUGUUUAUUAUAUUGAAACUUCUGCAGAAACUUGCAGUACAGUUGAUAAGUCAAAAGCCAUUCCAGAGUCAACCACAGCAAAGAAAGGGAUGGCUAGAGAGAAUAGCCGACAUUGCUAUCCAUUUAAAGCGAAUUAUACUUCAUUGGGAAUGAAACCUACUAAAAGGUCCUUAGAAUCUUGUGCAACAAGUACUGAAGUUUCAGAACCAGUACAAAAGGCAUUAUGUGUUUCACAUAUUGAAACUUCUGCAGAAACUUGCGGUACAGUUGAUAAGUCAAAAGCCAUUCCAGAGUCAACCACAGCAAAGAAAGGGAUGGCUAGAGAGAAUAGCCGACAUUGCUAUCCAUCUAAAGCGAAUUAUACUUCAUUGGCAAUGAAACCUACUAAAAGGUCCUCAGAAUCUUGUGCAACAAGUACUGAAGUUCCAGAAACAGUACAAAAGGGGUUACGUGUUUAUUAUAUUGAAACUUCUGCAGAAACUUGCGGUACAGUUGAUAAGUCAAAAGCCAUUCCAGAGUCAACCACAGCAAAGAAAGGGAUGGCUAGAGAGAAUAGCCGACAUUGCUAUCCAUCUAAAGCGAAUUAUACUUCAUUGGCAAUGAAACCUACUAAAAGGUUCUCAGAAUCUUGUGCAACAAGUACUGAAGUUUCAGAACCAGUACAAAAGGCAGUAUGUGUUCCACUUAUUGAAACUUCUGUAGAAACUUGCGGUACAGUUGAUAAGCCAAAAGCUGUUCCAAAGUCAACCACAGCAAAGAAAGGGAAUGCUAGCCGACAGUGGUAUCCAUCCACAGCGAAUUACACUUCUUCGGAAAUGGCAGACUUCCUCUUUGCCCAAUAUCUUGUGAAAUCAGAUCUUCACUUGAGAAGUAGCUGUAAAGAAAAUUCUCGAUACUCUGAUAAGACAUGCGAUAAGACAUGUAAAAAUUCAACUAUCAAGAGCAAAGAUACAUGUGCAGGGAGUACGGAUCAAAAUUCCACCCCAUCGGCUGAAAUACCUAGUGAAGUUGGCGAAAAGAAGGAUGAGAAAAAAAUAAAAAAACCUAAGCAAAUGCCUGCAAACAUUAAGAAAGAGAAGGAAGAAGAGGAAGAUCCAUUCUCAGGAAGUUGUGCUGACAAAAUUUACAUUUUGUCCCCUGAAUUGACCGGUGUAAUCGGUCAGAAAGAGGCGUCUCCUGAUACAGUUCUUAAAGCAAUGGAUUUUCUUAUGCUGGAAGGAAGUCUCCAGGCUGAACCUGGAAAAGAAUAUAUGAAAUGUGAUGAUGAACUGUCAGAAAAACUAUUUGGAGGUAAACGUCGCUUUCGAGUCGAUGAUAUGAAGAAGUAUUUGCGCAAGCAUUUUAUCAAGAUGAUUUGAGCAGAUCGGAUGGAUGGAUCUGAAAAUGAGAUUUCAGAUGAUUUUUUUUUUCAUGUGAUGAUAUUUAGUUUCUGUCUUUCAUGUUAUUAAACCAAAUAAUUGUGGCAUUACUUCAUUGUAAUCAAGUUGUUUUUGCUGCUUUAAAACGUGUAUCCAUUUGCAUACUAUUUGUUAUUUGAAGAAAUAACUUGUUACCAAAUUUAAAAACCUGUAGUUGUGUCCCGAUCUUGUCUUUUACAUAUUAUGAACUCAGGUUCAUAAGAAUAUGUACCCUUCUUGGUAGAAUAUUGAUUCGGAUGUUUCUGAUAACAGUUUUCAUCUCAAUUAUACUGUAAUGUUGUAUUGUGCCAUAUACGUGAUUUUAUUGCUUGUGAAAUAUUAAUUUUCUUGAAAAGCAAGGGGUCACUAAUUUUAUCAUUUCAGACUCUCUGUUUCUGUUUUACAUUUUAUUUCUUAGCGAAAUAAAAUUGUUUGAUCUGUUUUUGUAGCAACAAAGCAUUUUAAAUUAAACCUGUUCGCUUUUGAUUUUAAGCUUCCAUAACCCUGAAAUUGUGUAAUUGUUAACCUUAGUUAAAAUAAAAUGUUCAUUUUCUUGAUUUGAGGAGAUCAGAUGGAUGGAUCUGAAAAUGAGAUUUCAGAUGAUUUUUUUUUUUUUUCAUGUGAUGAUAUUUAGUUUCUGUCUUUCUUGUUAUUAAACCAAAUAAUUGUGGCAUUACUUCAUUGUAAUCAAGUUGUUUUUGCUGCUUUAAAACGUGUAUCCAUUUGCAUACUAUUUGUUAUUUGAAGAAAUAACUUGUUACCAUAUUUAAAAACCUGUAGUUGUGUCCCGAUCUUGUCUUUUACAUAUUAUGAACUCAGGUUCAUAAGAAUAUGUACCCUUCUUGGUAGAAUAUUGAUUCGGAUGUUUCUGAUAACAGUUUUCAUCUCAAUUAUACUGUAAUGUUGUAUUGUGCCAUAUUCGUGAUUUUAUUGCUUGUGAAAUAUUAAUUUUCUUGAAAUGCAAGGGGUCACUGAUUUUAUCAUUUCAGACUCUUCUGUUUCUGUUUUACAUUUUAUUUCUUAGCGAAAUAAAAUUGUUUGAUCUGUUUUUGUAGCAACAAAGCAUUUUAAAUUAAACCUGUUCGCUUUUGAUUUUAAGCUUCCAUAACCCUGAAAUUGUGUAAUUGUUAACCUUAGUUAAAAUAAAAUGUUCAUUUUCUUGAUUUGAGAAGAUCGGAUGAAUGGAUCUGGAAAUGAGAUUUCAGAUGAUUUUUUUUUUUUUUCAUGUGAUGAUAUUUAGUUUCUGUCUUUCAUGUUAUUAAACCAAAUAAUUGUGGCAUUACUUCAUUGUAAUCAAGUUGUUUUUACUGCUUUAAAACGUGUAUCCAUUUGCAUACUAUUUGUUAUUUGAAGAAAUAACUUGUUACCAUAUUUAAAAACCUGUAGUUGUGUCCCGAUCUUGUCUUUUACAUAUUAUGAACUCAGGUUCAUAAGAAUAUGUACCCUUCUUGGUAGAAUAUUGAUUCGGAUGUUUCUGAUAACAGUUUUCAUCUCAAUUAUACUGUAAUGUUGUAUUGUGCCAUAUACGUGAUUUUAUUGCUUGUGAAAUAUUAAUUUUCUUGAAAUGCAAGGGGUCACUGAUUUUAUCAUUUCAGACUCUUCUGUUUCUGUUUUUAUUUCUUAGCGAAAUAAAAUUGUUUGAUCUGUUUUUGUAGCAACAAAGCAUUUUAAAUUAAACCUGUUCGCUUUUGAUUUUAAGCUUCCAUAACCCUGAAAUUGUGUAAUUGUUAACCUUAGUUAAAAUAAAAUGUUCAUUUUCUUGUUUCUUCUAUAUUCAUUUUCUUAUAAAAAUUUUGAUUUAAUAUAUCCAGAUAUUUCAUUUAUUUUAUGGAACUUUUUGUUUGUCAUGAAUGCCUAUGAGUAAAUUUUUAAAUACAUUUGAAAUAUACUGGCGUCUUUUUUUGUAAAUAUUUUUAAUUAACUUUUGAUACAUAUAUUUAUGAAUAGAUUUUGAAUUUUAUUAAUUUUUCUAAUUAAUCUUGCAUUUGGUAAAUGUCCAUUCUUUAUUUUGAAGCAAAAAGAAACAUUUCACUUCAAGCCUAUGAGUAAAUUUUAAAUACAUUUGAAAUAUAUUUCAAGAAACUGAAGUUAUAUAAGAAUUCUAUGAUAUAUAUAUGUGUGUGUGUAUGUGUAAAAUGUGCUCAUUGUGUAAAAUAUUUCAUUAAUUCAGAUUUUAUUUUGGCUACUUAUGUUUUUGUUAAUGUUAUUGAUUCUUAAAUUUGAAAUUGUUUACUUGUUUGUUCUGAUAUUCUUGCAUUUAUGUUCAAAUUUUGCAUUAAAAACUCAAAUAAUUUGCAACUUUUAGGAAAUCAGUUUGAGCUAAUAGAUUGUGUGCUUUUAAUUUUAAAUAAGAUUGGAUUUUUAUGGCUUUUUAGCUUCCUAUCUUCUCAUAAAGGUUUCAUUUCAUAAAAGCAUCUUAUAAUGUGUCUAAGUUUAUAGUUUUAUUCUUUCAUUGUUCCUAUUUGUGCAUUGUGUUGUAAAACUUCGCUGGUUAUUAAAGUCUUUGUAUGUGAAA